ACAGGCGUGGGUCACGCUCUCGCUCGCUCGCUCUUUCUGCCGCCAUCUUGGUUCCGCGUUCCCCACACAGAGCCAGACCGGGAUCCUCUCCCUCGGGUUGAGAACGCAGUGGUAAUUGCUUCUGUGUGGGAUUUGGAGUGUGGAAUAAAACGAAUCCCUGGGCACUGGGAAAUCCGCUCUCCGCGGAGUGAAGAGGAGCGAUAAAAAGAAAUGCCCGGUGAAGCCACAGAAACCGUCCCUGCUACAGAGCAGGAGUUGCCACAGCCCCAGGCUGAGACAGCUGUGCCUCCUGUGUCUUCAGCCUUGAGUGUCACUGCUGCUUUAGGGCAGCCUAAACCUACCCCUACCCCUCCUUGUUCCCUGGCCACCCAACAAUGCCCUCUGGCAACCCCUGACCAGCCUUCCCCAUUCCUUUCUCCCUCUACCAUUGCCUCAACCCCUUUUGAAGCUCCUUUUCUCCAGUCAUCCCAUGGGACAGCCCUGCCUUUGGGAGCUGCCCCUCCCACUGACACCCCCAUUUUCUUACCAAACCUAAUAGGGCCUCCCAUCUCCCCAGCUGCCUUAGCUCUGGCCUCUCCCAUGAUAACUCCAACUCUGAAAGGUGCUCAUUCCUCUUCAGCUCCCUUGGCUCUGGUGGCCUUGGCUCCCCACUCAGUUCAGAAGAGCUCUGACUAUCCCCCUAAUGCUCUUAGUUCACCUCCUUCAGUCGCCGUGAUUGAGUCGGGGUCAGUGACAUCUCUGUCAGCUCCAGUUGCUCGCUCAGAACCAAAGCCUUCUCCUAGUCAAGCUCCCUCUCAAGUAAUUCCGAAUCCAAAGGGUAUUCCCAACCCUCCAAGUAUAGUCAGUGCUAUCCCUUCCCAUCUUGUAACUCCUUUGGCCUCUAUUCAGUCUGACCUACCCUCAUGUUCUCAGAUAGCACCCGCCACUCCCCCAGCCAUCCCUUCCCCUCAAGUCAAAGGUGUCUCUGUUUCCUCGGCUCUGACUGCUCCCCAAAACCCUGUGCGCCUCAGCCUAAAGGGACCGCUUAGUCCACCUGCUGCUUCAUCUCUUUCAACUCAGUCUUUUGCUGAGGCUGCUGGGUCCCCCCCAGUUUGCCUCACUUCUCUGGGCUCUCCUCUUACACCUUUACAUCAGAGUUCUCCUGUUCAAACUUCAAGUUCUAAUAUUCUGUCAGAUCCCACAGAAGAUACUAUUUUUGUAGAUGAUUCUUCUACAGAUGCCUUUUCUCAGAGAUCUGUAAUUCCUCCCCUUCCUUCCAGAAAUGAGGUGGUUCCUACUGCUGUGACUGCUUUUCCAGGGGGGACUCCAACUUCCUCUCUGGCUCUGUCUGCUGACAAAGGCAUCUCUGCUGUCACUGACCUCGCCUCCUCAAAUGUAGUUGCCUCUUCUCCAUUAUCUCCUACAGCCUCUCUAAUUCUCAAAGAUUUUCCUAGUACAGCAGCCCCGGUAGCACCUAAAGAUGCCCCCUCUCCCCAAAGUACAUCGUCUUCCCCAGAGAUAGCUCUUUCUCCUGAAGCCACCCUAGCAACAAAAAGCUACCUAGAGCCUCUCCCUGUAGUGAAGCCAGCCAGUACUACUCCCUCUUCUCUGAGUGUUAACUCCCCAGUCUCUGUAAUCAGGACAGAUUCUUAUACAAGCCCAGACCCAACUAAUCUGCUUCUCAAAAGUUCUUUCACUACCCCAACUGUAGCUGCAUUUCCUUUGGAAAGUGCUGCCAUUGAUGGAAUGGCUCCUACAACUGCCAAAGGUACUUCCUCUCCUUCAAAUGUAGCCAGUCCUUCCACUCUUACUACUUUACCUUUGAUGCCUCCAACCUCUGAAAGUUGCCCUAUGGCUCCAGUAGUGACUUUAUCUUCCCAGAAUGCUUCUGCUUCUCUAGCUCCUAUGGCACAAGUCCCUGAAAUUCCCAAGUCUGAGUCUUCUACCCCUCUGCCUCCAACUGGUACUCCUCAGGGUGAAAAGAAAGUUCAUGGCAUUUCUCAAACCUCACCAUUGGCACCUGUGGCUUCUGCUCCUGAAGGGUACCCAACUAAAGACUCUGGUGCUUCUGUUACUGCAUCUUCCAAAGGAAUGUACCUAGCUGACUCCCCAUCUCCUUUAGGGACUACUGUGUCUCCUCAGCCUAAAAGAAUUCCAACCAAGAAGGGUUCAGCUACUGCUCCCUUAAGUCUUGCCCCUUCUGCUUCUAAAAGUGUACCUGCUAUCCCUGAUACUCCUGCUGGAAAUCUCUCGUUUACUGUUUCUCCAGUUGAAGCUUCCUCUCUUCCAGAGGCCGAUCUUCCUUUUCAUGUCUCUAAAGGAUCACUAGCCGAGAAGCAUUCCCCUACUCCCCCAUCCCCCAGAGAGGCUCCUGUUCCCUCGCCUAUGGUUCCUUCCCCCAAGGAGGGGCCAGCAUCCCCAUCCCCUAAAGAGACCCUUACUCUAGCUGUGACCCCUUCCACCCCCAAAGGAGCCCCAGCAGCUCCUUCCCCUAAAGAGGCUCCCACUCCCCUAGCUAUGACUCCUCCUUCACCCAAAGGGAGCUCAGCAACCACAUUACCUAAAGAGACUCCCCUUCCUGCUGUGACCCCUUCCUCCCCAAAAGGAGCCCCAGCAACUCCUUCCCAAAAGCAAACCCCAGCCACCCCACCUCCCCAAGAGGCUCCCACUUUCCCAGCUAAGGCUCCUCCCUCUUCCAAAAGAACCCCAGUUAACCCACCUCCAAAGGAGGAGUCCACUCCCCUAGCUGUGACUCAUUCUUCCCCCAAAGAGAGCCUAGCAAUCCCGCCUCCCAAAGAGACUUCCUCUCCCUCAGCUCUGACUCCUCCCUCCCCCAAAAGGGGCCCAGCAACUCGAUCUCCCAAAAAAGCCCCAGCUAGCCCACCUCCAAAGGAAGACUCCACUCCCCCACCUGUGACUCCUCCCUCCCCCAAAGGGAGCCCAGCGACUCCAUCUCCCAAAAAAGCCCCGGCUAGCCCACCUCCAAAGGAAGAUUCCACUCCCCCACCUGUGACUCCUCCCUCCCCCAAAGGGAGCCCAGCCACUCCAUCUCGCAAAGGAGCCCCGGCUAGCCCACCUCCAAAGGGAGACUCCACUCCCCCACCUGUGACUCCUCCCUCCCCCAAAGGGAGCCCAGCCACUCCAUCUCCCAAAAGAGCCCCGGCUAGCCCACCUCCAAAGGGAGACUCCACUCCCCCACCUGUGACUCCUCCCUCCCCCAAAGGGAGCCCAGCCACUCCAUCUCCCAAAGGAGCCCCGGCUAGCCCACCUCCAAAGGGGGAUUUUACUUCCCCAGCUAUGACUCCUCCGUCUCCAAAAAAGGCCCCAGCAACUCCAUCACCCAAAGGAACCCCCACUCCCUCUGCUGUGACUUCUCCUCCCCCCAAAAGGGGUCCAGCAACCCCACCUCUCACAGGAGACCCUGCUCCCCCAUCUGUGGCUCCUCUCUCCCCCAAAAGAGCUUCAGCAACUCUGGCUCCCAAAGAGUCUCCAGCAACUCCAGACCCCAAAGAGGCCUCAGCAGCAGCAUCACUCAAAGGAACUCCCACUCCUUUAGCUGUGGCUCCUCCCUCCUCCAAAGGGACUCUGGCCCCCAAAAGAGCCUCAGCAACUCCAGACAACAAAGAGGUCCCUACUUCCCCAGCCGUGACUCCUUCCACCAAAAAAGCAACAGGGACCCCUGUCCCCAAAGGAGUGCCCACUCCCUCAGCUGUAAUUCCUCCCUCCCCCAAAAAAUCUCCAGUCCCCAAAGGGGCCCCAGCAACCUCAUCCUCCAAAGGGGCUCCCACUCCCCCAACUGUGAUUCCUCUCUCUCCCAAAGAGGCCCCUACUUCCCCAGUUUCAGUCACAUGUCCCUUGGGGUCCACUACCCCUCAGGCAUCUAAAGGGCCCCCAAUAAAGAAAGGCCCCACAGCUGUCAAAGCAGUGCUUGAUGGUUCAGCUCCAGAAAGUGCACCAGUCAUCACAACUCCCACUCAGAAAGGUCCAGCAGCCAAGAAGAGUUCUAUUUCACCACCUGUGUGCCCAGAUCCCUCAGCUCAGAAUGGUACUAAAGGACCCCUUCCUGCAGUGGCUCCAGCUCCUCUACUGACAGUCUCUACUCAGAAAGGUUCUUCUCCAAAGGUUCCAAAAGCCCUCCCUGUCUCUCCCUUAAAGGGCAAAGAUUCUUUCCAUUCCCCAAAGGGCCCCUUGCCUCCUCCUUCUGAGUCAGAGACAUCUACCCCUUCAGCAACAGCUGCCCCAGAGAAGAUACUUCCUAAAGCUGGAUCAGUGUCUGUCUCUCCAGCACCUACCCCAUCAGUCUCUCUGCCUCUUGCUUCCUCCCCAGUUCCCCCUCUGCUUCCUAAACAGCAAUUUCUGCCGUCCUCACCUGGGCUGGUGCUGGAAUCACCCUGUAAGCCCUCAGCCCCUGCUGAUGAGGAUGAGCUGCCGCCUCUGAUUCCCCCGGAACCAAUCUCGGGGGGAGUGCCUUUCCAGCCGGUCCUCGUCAACAUGCCCACCCCUAAACCUGCUGGGAUCCCUGCCCCAACCCCCUCUGCCAAGCAACCUGUUGUGAAGAACAAUAAGGGGUCUGGAACAGAAUCUGAUAGUGAUGAAUCAGUCCCAGAGCUUGAGGAACAGGAUUCUACACAGGCAACCACACAACAAGCUCAGCUGGCAGCAGCAGCUGAAAUUGAUGAAGAACCAGUCAGUAAAGCAAAACAGAGCCGGAGUGAAAAGAAGGCACGGAAGGCUAUGUCCAAACUGGGUCUUCGACAGGUUACAGGGGUUACUAGAGUCACUAUCCGGAAAUCUAAGAAUAUCCUUUUUGUCAUCACAAAACCAGAUGUGUACAAGAGCCCAGCUUCAGAUACCUACAUUGUUUUUGGGGAAGCCAAGAUUGAGGAUUUAUCUCAGCAAGCACAGUUAGCAGCUGCUGAGAAAUUCAAAGUUCAAGGUGAAGCUGUCUCAAACAUCCAAGAAAACACACAGACUCCAACUGUACAAGAGGAGAGUGAAGAGGAAGAGGUUGAUGAAACAGGUGUGGAAGUUAAGGACAUAGAAUUGGUCAUGUCACAAGCAAAUGUGUCGAGAGCAAAGGCAGUCCGAGCCCUGAAGAACAACAGCAAUGAUAUUGUAAAUGCUAUUAUGGAAUUAACAAUGUAACCAUCUGAAAAGAGGACCUUUUUUUGGUGUUUCAAAAGAGUAACUGCAGCUGGGUUUGAAAUUUGUACUGUUUCUAUCAUUAAUUAAAGUUAUGGCUUCUUGUUGGAUG
Messenger RNA from Budorcas taxicolor (takin), 5233 nucleotides. It is a transcript of the gene NACA, whose product is annotated as nascent polypeptide associated complex subunit alpha. Gene Ontology annotation, biological process: protein targeting to membrane. Gene Ontology annotation, cellular component: nascent polypeptide-associated complex; cytoplasm. The coding region runs from base 211 to 5124 and encodes 1637 amino acids. The transcript has 10 exons. NCBI's taxonomy places the organism in Eukaryota, Metazoa, Chordata, Mammalia, Artiodactyla, Bovidae. The record is from RefSeq and is a predicted model, not a curated record.